Messenger RNA from Rotaria sp. Silwood2, 2379 nucleotides. NCBI's taxonomy places the organism in Eukaryota, Metazoa, Rotifera, Eurotatoria, Philodinida, Philodinidae. The record is from the annotation of a GenBank genome assembly.
AUGAUGAUUGAUCCGCGCUUUGCCAAUGCUGGCGCCGUUCCUCUUGGAGCUGGAUAUGAAGAACAGCAAUUGCCCACUCGUCGUCAUCGUCGUCGCCACCAUCGUCAUCGUAAGAACAAACAUGGUAUUGUUGGUAUAUCACCAUUAAGCCGUGAUGAAUCAAUACAUAAAGUAGAUCAUACUGAAGGUGCAUCAGUAGGUACUGGGUUUGGUGUACCAUUUGGUGCCGCCGGUGUAGGAGGUUUUUAUCAACAACAACAACAAUACACGGGUGCUAGUGAUGAAACUAACAGAAUACCUGAGCAACUAGUUGGUCAGCGUUCUUCGAGUGCAUUAAAUAAUGAAGUAUCGCAUGUACGCCCAUCAAUAUCACCAGUUGGAGCUGAAGCUAGAGUCAGCCACGGAUCUCAUCAUCGACAUCACCAUAGUGGUCAUCAUCAUCAUCAUCAUCAUCAUCAUGGUGGUCAUACAACCAUUUCUGGUGGUGGUCAUGGAAACGAUGAUAUAAUCUUUAUUGAACAUGGUCCUAACAACCGCUAUCCUCAAGGACCACCAUCUGGUUUCGAAUUCAGGGGCAGAAUAGAAGUUCAAGGCCAUGAGAAAGUAUAUCGUUCACGCUCUCGUGGCCGACCUUAUCCUCUUCCAGCAUUGCCAGCACCAGCACCAGUACUAGGUCCUUGUCCACCUGGAUGGAGACCAGUGAGUUUGCCAGUUGGCAAUUGUGGUCCAUGUCCACCUGGUACUAUUGCAUACAAUGGACAAGUAGAUGCAGGUUAUGGUACCCUUGGGUCGUAUGGUGCGGGUGGAUUUUCCGGUAUAGGAUCAAGUUAUGGUUUUGCAUCGGGUGGUCAAAUUAUAGCUGAUUAUAUUGUUGAACCGAGCUCUGGUGGUUAUAUUAGUGGUGGUGGUUAUGGUAGUGGUGGUGGUUAUGGUAGUGGUGGUGGUUAUGGUAGUGGUGGCGGUUAUGUUAGUGGUGGUGGUUAUGGUAGUGGUGGCGGUGGCGGUUAUAUCUAUGGAGGAGGCGACGAUUACUCAGAAGAACGUGUCACAAGUCGACCAACAGUUAUCGAAGUUUGGCAAAGACGACCCAGAUCUCGAACACCUGUAAAAUCACGUAGUUGUUCUCAUUCUCAUUCACGUUCACGUUCACGUACACGGAGCCCACAACAUGCUACAGCACUUGAUCUUGAACGAUUUCGUAGCGACGUUCUGCUAGCUAUCGAACGUAUAACACAAGGUCUAAGUACCAAAAUACAAUUGUUUGGACAAGACGGUGGUACUCAAACACAACAUACUCGUGAAAUCAUUGAAAGGGAACGAGGAUCUGGUGAAGUUCGAGUUAUUGUACAACCUAUUCAACCGGUCUUCUAUAUGCCACGACAAACCGAUUCCGUGACGCAUACACAAAUAAUACCACAAGUUCUUCCAACUCCUUAUAUUCCGCAACCUGCACCUGCACCUGCACCUGCACCUGCACCACAAGUUAUCUAUGUUCCACGUAAUGUCUACGUGCCUGUCAUUAAACCUGUUUUCGUUCCACGAGAACGUGUUAUUGUACGUCCUCAAGUCAUACAUGUUGCUCGACCUGUACUUGUUGAUAGACCAGUGCCUGUAACACAACGACCAAUCAUCAUCGAUCGUGAACGACCUGUUCCAGUACCAAUACGUACUGUUGGUGUGGGAGUAGGAAAUGUGGGUGGUGCUAGAACGAUUAGAGAAGAAUAUGUCUAUCGAGACAACUUACCUGUCGCUUACGGUGGUCGUGUUUCUGGACAUGCUGGUGGUAUUAAUUAUGGCUAUAUGCCAACGCAACAAGAGCAUCAAUAUGUUACUAGCUCAGCUCAAGAAAUAUUAAAUAGCUAUCCAGUACCAGAACCAGUAUACGAUGUAACUGUUCCAAACAUAUAUGGAUAUACUCAACAGGCUGCUCCAUACAAUUUAAACCAAGGUGGUGGAGUAUAUGAAACUUAUACUAAUGUAGUUGGAGCAAAUAGUUCAUCAGUAUUCAACGAUGGACUAAUUAAUUGUACAGGUCCAAUUGAAGUACUCGAUACAACUGUUAAUCCUAGUUGGCAAAGGACAGAUAAAACAGCAUUAUUACAACGUUUUGGACGUCCAGCCUAUGAUAUUGUUCAAAGAACUGAUCAAGUUGAACAACAAAUGCUGCAGCAACUUCGUCACCGAAAUAUAAAUUUGGGUGUUCAAAGAUCUCAAUCAAUAGGUAGCUAUGGAACAGGUGCCGGUGUAGCAAUCAAUACUGGUGGUGAAUAUCUGACAAACGCUGCUUCAUAUGCGUCACUUCCAGUUGGUAAUAUAAACAAUUUCGGAGGUGUUGUUCAAGAAUAUACAGCACCAAUAGAUCCAUGCAUCAAUUAUUAA